ACACUUUUAUCUAGAUAGUGGAUUUGUCAAAAUUGUUUGACUGUUUUAACUGUUUAGCUUAUCGUAACGUUAUUACAAAUUUAAAGUUUUGUUUUUUUGAGUAAUAUUGGAGAAUAUUUGUUACUUAAUAUCGCAUUGUUGUCUUACGUAUUUUAAUUUAUAUCCAUAAUGGUAUAUAUUUUUUUAAUUCAUAUUUCAUGACUUCUAAAUAUUUAAUUUUGAAUUGUAUUAUUUUUUUUUACAGUUACCUUUAUCACUAUUAAAAACUGCUCAGAAUCAUCCAAUGGUAUGUAUAAAAUGCACACAUGUUAUGAAUAUAAUACAUUCAAAUUACUUAUGUUAUAUUAUAACAUGUGAAGUAUUUUGUCUUAAUAGUUAUUUGUUACUUGUCUAGGUUAAAAUAGAAAAUAGUUAAAUUUUAUGUUUGACUAAUAGCAAAAUUAUCGGAUUAAUUUUUAAAUAUAUAUUAUGUGCUAUACCUAAUAAUAAAGUCAAUAAUAGUGUAGAAUACCUCAAUUAUUAAAGUAUUCUACAUUUUUCUAUAAUUGGUUUAAAAAAUAUUGUUUUUGUUGGUUACACAUUAUUUUCUCUAAGCAGAACUUCACAACUUUUAUGUUUUGAGUGUAGGUCUGUGUAUAGAUCAACAAAGUUAGUGGAGUUAUAAGACUUAUAAUACUAAGGAGUUAUAAGUUCUUUUUAAAUUUCUAAAAUCUAUAGGUACCUAAUUGAUUAUUAUCAAAUAUAAAUUAAAACAUUAUUAGGUAGUCAAAUUAGAUUGAAAGGAUAAAAUAUUUUUCUAUUUAUGUAAUUAUAACUUUAAAACAUGAUAUUAUUUAUACCAUAUUAUUUUUAGCUUAAAACCAAUGCUAAAAAUUCAGAUUCAUUUAAGUUUCUAUUAUACUUAAUAAUUUUGGUUAUAAGAUUACUUUUUUCUUUUACCCAAUUUUUAAUAACUUUGUAAUUAAGAUUGUAUUUUAAAUGUCUCAAUAUAAUUUAAUGUUACAUAUAGUGUAGUCGUACAUUUAAUAUACUUUUAAAUUAAAAUAAUUUUUUAUAGUUGGUGGAGUUAAAAAAUGGUGAAACGUACAAUGGACAUUUGGUGACAUGUGAUAGUUGGAUGAACAUAAAUUUACGGGAAGUGAUUUGCACUUCUAAAGUAUGUAUAAAUCGUAUAAAUAAUAUUUAUUGGUGCUUCUGUAUACAAAUUGAUAGACAAUAUAGAAUUUUCUAUCAAAGAAGAAUAUCUAUUUUAUUAAGUGAUAAACAUACCUAUUAUUAAUUGUUCUAUAAAAUAUAUAACUAGUCAGUUCCAUUAAAUGUAUUAAUUUUUUUUAUAAACCCAUUAAAAUACUCAUUAUAUUUUUCAGUUGUUCUGAAUAAGCACUUUUUAAAUAUUUCAUCUAUAAUAUUUAUUUAAGCUAUAUAUUACUAUGGAAUUAAACGAUUCUAAAUAUAUUACAUUCAAAUCAUCCUUAAAUUCCUGUAUGAAUUAAUUAUUUUAUACAAAUAUUUUUACUAUAGGUAUUUUGAGAUUUCAAUGUUAAUUUAAUAAUAAUAACUGAAACUAACAAACAUAAAUUAUUAAUAUCAAUUUAAAUAUGAUCUACUUAACAUAAUUUAUUAUCCUUAAUUUUUUUAAUUUGUAUGUAUUCUAUGUAAUUUAUUUAUUUGAAACAUAAAAUUAUACUUUUAUUUAAUUAUUGAUUUUAAUUUAAUACAUUAUAGGAUGGAGAUAGAUUUUGGAGACUUCCAGAAUGUUACAUUAGAGGUAGUAUGAUUAAAUAUUUGAGGAUACCUGAUGAAAUAUUUGAUAUGGUAAAAGAAGACAUUGUUAUAAAUAAAGCCCGUGGUCGUACAGAUAACCAGAAAAAUCGAGCUCCUAGAGGAGGUAGACAAGGUAUUAUGAUUUAAAUUUUUUGUAUAAGGUUAUAAAUUAAAUCAUACAUUUUUUCUAUUGUAUAUAAUGUACAGCACACUUACAUAGUCAUAGGCAUAAUAAAUGUCAAGAAGUCAUGAUUCAUAGAAUCUAAAAAUAAAACAAUUUUUUAACAUAUAAAAGAAUUCUUAAAUAUUUUACUAAUUUUCAAUAUUUUAGGUUUUGAAAAACCUAAAAUGGAAAUUAUGGACAUUAUAACUUUGAAUACACAAUUUAUUUAAAAAAAAAAAAAUGUAAUGUAAAAUUGAAUAGAACUAUAGAACUGCAAGUAUCAUAAUAGGCAUAAAUUAUAUACCUACUAUUUAGCAAUUUGUUUACAUUUUGCAAUGGCUCUGUGAUAAUGUACCUCUGUAAUUACCAAAAUGUUUAUUUGAUUAAAAUGUAUUUUAUAUUUUAGGAUUUGGAGGAAGAGGAGGAAGUGGUAACAACCGAGGUGCAGGACAACAACAAAGAGGUGGCUCUAAUAAAUUCAGAGGCAAAUAAACUUUUAUCAACUUAAUAUUAUUAUAUAAAUUUAAUUUCAGUCAUGUAUUAUUAUUUCAAUAAUAUAUAUUUUUCUUGUGUUUUGGCCUUAAUUACCUCUAUAUUCAACUAUGUUUUCUACAACUUUUCUCCAGCUGAUUUCCAGUUCUACUACCUUAAUGUUUUCCUUCAUAGUUUUUUCACCUUAACCUUGACCUCCCUAAAGACCUUUUUCCUAUGGGAUUUUCUUCAAACACUACCAAACUAAAGCUCCUUAUUUACAUCUGGUAUAGCCAGUCCACAUUAGUCUCAUUUAAAAAUAAUAUUUAAUAUCAACAUUUUUUUUUUUAAUCUCAUUUAAUUAAGUUUAAGAUACUAAAAAAGUUAAAAUAAUAUUAUUAUUGUACUUUUCUAUAAUUAAUGUUUAAUUUUAAUUUAGAUUAUAAAAGAAAUAGGAAAUAUGUAUUGUAGUUGAAUGUUUAAUCAUGAAGUUAAUGUAUUACAUUUAAUGAACAUAUUAUAAUUCAAAGGCUGGAUUACAGUUUUAAUGAUAGUACAAUAAUUAUUUAAUUCAUUUUAAAGUUUAGAAUAUUUUAUUUAUGACUUCCAUUUUAAAUUAUAGACUUCCAUCAUUUGUCAUACAGUUGACAAAAACGUAAUUAUAUUAUUAAGUUUUAAAUUGUAUUAUAAUUAAUGUAUCUUCUGGAACAUAAAAUAUGAUGUUUGUUAAAUUAAAACCAUUCCAUUUAA
Molecule: messenger RNA, 3148 nt
Organism: Cinara cedri
Lineage: Eukaryota; Metazoa; Arthropoda; Insecta; Hemiptera; Aphididae
Source: the annotation of a GenBank genome assembly